Molecule: messenger RNA, 3178 nt
Organism: Vitrella brassicaformis
Lineage: Eukaryota; Vitrellaceae
Source: the annotation of a GenBank genome assembly
CUGCAAGCUUGUCCGCUGAAUUUCCCAGCGGCGCGUCGAGAAACACCAAAGAUCACCAGCCAUGAGUGUUCGGCCCUGGCUGCCCUCUCCACUCCCUCUCCCCUCCCUCCUACUGCCCCUUGUCACUCUACUCGUCGCGUCAGCAGCACUCACAAGGGCGAUAUCGAUCUCGCACCACAGUCACGGCCACAGGGGACCAUCAGCAGCAGCCGUGUUGAGCUCAUCAACACAGUCAACACGAGCAUUAGAGCGCCGGGCGGCCUUCCUGAGUGCGCUGCGUCAGCUGCCUGCUUUGGUGACGAAAGACAGGCCCGGCACCACCGUGCUGGAGAUCCCGGAGCCGCCUGUGCUGCCGCAUGAGAAGGAAUAUAUGGACGCCUGGGUGCAGUCGGGUGAGUGAGCAGCCAGCAACUGAAAAGCAUUGAGCGUCCAUCUGGCUGGCUGGCAGAGCCCUGCCUGUUGGGUCGUGUGUGUCGUGCAGGGUUUGGUGGUCCCGACGUGAUAGAGCGUCGUGAGUUCCUGAUGCCGUCGCCCGAGCCGCACCAGGUGCUCGUGAAGGUCAAGGCCGCCGCACUCAACCCUGUCGACAUAGGUAUGCAGUCAAUGCACGUCUGUCUGCCUGUCUGCCUGUGGGUGGGCGGCUGCCGUCCGUCUCUGCACUGACUGCACAUCCCGGACUAACUGAUGUAAUUGAUGUCUGUGCUGAGUGUGUGUGUGUUGUUGUGCAAUCUACUCGACCUGCAGGUCGCCGGACGGGUUUCUUUAAGGGGUUCAUGAAUGAGAGCUUCCCAUUCAUACCAGGGUGAGAUAGAUAGAUAGAUGGAUAGAGAGAUGGGAAAGCGGCAGGGUCUCCAUCACAUCACAUCACAUCACAACCCCACACCCCCACAAAUGUGCGUGCGUCUCCUUCCUGACCUGGGUGUCAGGUACGAUUUUUCAGGGACGGUUGAGGGCGUGGGAAAAGAUGUCAGCAGGUGGCGGACGGGGAUGGAGGUCUACGGCUACCCACACGAGAUCGGUACGUACGUCACUCACAAGGGGUCCAAUCACUUCCUCCACUAUAGAACUGCACUCACUGUGAGAGAAGCGUCGCGUGUGUGGUGGGCUGGGCAGGUGUGCGCCCUCAGCGGUAUGGCACUCUGGGCGAGUACCUGGUCAUCGACCAGAGCUUCAUCGCAGCCAAACCCAAAUCGAUCUCACACGAGGUAAGUAAGCACAGCGAAGCAACCAUGAUCAGCCGACUGACUCUCAAGACCACCAUCGAUGGAUGGAUUGAUGUGAUGUGAUGAAGGAGGCGGCCUCUCUGCCGACGGCCAUCAUGACGUCGCUGCAGGCCUUCGAGAUGCUGCACAUCAAGCCGGGCGACGCGGUGCUGUUCACUGGUGGUGCGGGUGGCGUCGGCACACAGGCCGUGCAGCUGCUCAAGCACUACUGCGGGGCGGGGUACGUCGCCACCACCGGCAGCGGAUUCAAGACACAAUUGCUGGAAGAACUCGGCGCGUCAGUGGUCAGUCAGUCACAGAACAGACCCCCAGCCCCACCCUACCCCCAUGUGCUUACUCGUCUGUGUGUGUCCAGGUGGUGGAUUUUCUGAAGCAGAACUUCACGGACGUCCUCAAAGACCUGGACAGCGCCAUCGACGCGACGGGCGAGUGGUGGGAGUGCCUGCAGUGCGUCAAGGAGGGCGGCCACGUCGUCACCAUCCGCGGCGGCCCCGGGCGGCCCGCCAACGUGCCCUUCUUCACCGUGCAAGCGAGGGGAUCUGACCUGGAGAAGGUCCACGACCUGUACGAGAAGGGCAUCGUGAGGCCGGUGGUGGACAGUGUCUUCCCGUUCGACUCCCUCCCUCUCGCGUUCAGCCGACUGGAGACGGGCAGGGUCACCGGCAAGGUCAUCGUCAGGGGGCCAUCUCUAUAAAAUAUGGCGUGUGGGUCGGUGUGGGUGUGUGGGUCGGUGUGCGCGGCGGCUGUGCAGUGCAGUGCAUGGUGUGUACAUAGACAGACAGACAGACAGAGAGGGGUGGGAGAGAGUGAGGGGGAGGGUGGGAGGGGAGAGGGGGGUAGAGGCAGGCAGCGCAGCAAUGGGGGAGGGAAAGCGGCCGGCCAUUUUGACGAAAUGACUGAGCGGCAUGCUCCGUGCUUCCAUCGUCAGUCAGUGGAUUUUCCUCUUGUCUACUGAUGGAUGGAUGGAUCGGCACAGCGCGCCAGAGAGGCCGGGGUCUGGCGGGGGGGGGGGUAUGUACGAGUGUGUGUGUGUGAUGCAUCAUCCAUCAUGCACACCUGUUUUUGCCGACAUGAAAGACAUGACUGACUGACACAUACGCACAGCUACCUGCCUGGCUCUACCUGUCUGUCUGGCGUAGCAAGUUGGCCACGUACAAUAUGCGAUAGCACAUACAAGAGAGAGAGGGAGAGGAGAGGAGAGAAGAGGGGAGGGAGACAGAGAGUCGGGGGUCAGCAAGAGACAGAGAGAGUUCCUUUCCUUGCUUUCGCUGUCCUUUGUCUCUUACAAGGAGCGUAGAAUUUUUGUCUUUUCCAUGUAUGUAUUGUGUGGCUGGCUGGCUGGAUGGUUGUGUAAUCGAUCCUCUCUGCGUAUGGUGGGUGCCGUGAGUGAGUGCAGCCAGCCCCCGUUUUUCCCUCGUGAGUGAGAGGAACAGACAGACAGACAGACACGUGUGUGAGAAGGGGAGAGGGAGGGAGGGAGGGAGGGAGAGGGUGUCACUUGCUGCCGUAGUGAGGGUGGGUUGGGGUAGGGAGAAAGAGGUGAGUGGAGUGUUUGUCGUGCGUAUGUGUCGAUAGUUCCCUUGAGGGCAAAUGUGAGUGCCGUGCCAUGCCAUCGAGCGAGUGGGAGAGCGUGUGAGGGGCGGGCCUCUGUCGGAAGCCGUCCGUUCCAAAGCCAAGGCGAAAGUCGGUAGGGAGCUAGUAGGUAGGCACUAGUCUGUAGGACCGACAGACAGACAGGUGACCCUGUGGACGACCGGAUCGGUGGCUGGCUGGAUGGAUGGAUAAUGGAUGCCAUGUGGUGUGGUGUGGUGUGAUGAGUGUGUGUGGUUUUUUCGUGAGUGACGUGACGACACACAUGCUUGCAUUACAGACGGCCGGCCGGCCGGCCGGACGGACAUAUAAGAGGCGGCAGCCAUUCGUGUGGUGCAUUCUGUGUCUGAUGAAUGGAUGGUCCA